This is a messenger RNA of Homalodisca vitripennis (glassy-winged sharpshooter), 3758 nucleotides long. Its product is annotated as GRIP and coiled-coil domain-containing protein 2-like. The record is from RefSeq and is a predicted model, not a curated record. The transcript has 19 exons. Lineage: Eukaryota; Metazoa; Arthropoda; Insecta; Hemiptera; Cicadellidae. Bases 179 to 3334 code for a protein of 1051 amino acids.
GCCAUUUUGUGUACAAUCUCACAGCCCAAAAAGUAAUCUGAUCAAAACAAAAGUGUUCCUGCCUGGAGUCUGGAGGGUCUGUCGAUAGUUGAUUUUGUAUAAUCUAGUAGAUUCCACUAAACGAGUGUAUAAUAUAUUUUUGUAUCAGCUGGUAAUAAAACUAAAUGUCAAAUACACAAUGGAGGAAAACAAAGAAGACAAUUUAAUCGGUAAUGAAAAUGUAUUGAUUGAAUCUAAUGAAGGAUGUUCAAGUAUGGUAUCAAAUGCUAUAAAUAAAAAUGAUUCUGAACAGAAUAAUGACCAAUUGAAAGAUGAAAAUCAUAUUGCUAAUUCACCUACUGGUCAAGUUUUGGCAACUUCUAAUGAAGAUACAACUAACAGACAACAAAAAGAGUUGAGUAAUGUAAAUAUUGAUAACCAACCAAUUGGUCCACCGAAUAUGAAAGAAGUUAGUACAGGAGAUGCCAAUGAUAAUAAUGCCAAUAAAGAAACACUAAAAGAUGAAAUAGAAUUUUUACUUAGUGAGAAAAGUGCACUACAAACUGAAAUUGAGAAAUUGAAACAAACUUACAGAUCUGAUCAAGCUGAGAAGUCCUUAGAAAUGAAUCAGUUUAAGACAACAGUGCUUGCACUGAAGAAGGAGAAGGAGAGCUUGGCUGCAGAUAUAACCAGCUUCCAGCAGGACAUGGGCGGUUGGCUGCACACUCUUCGGCAGAACACCCAACAUUCUAUCAAUGGUCUAGAUAGCUUAUACCAGAGGGAUAGUCAGGAGAAACGUGAAUUGCUGUCAGAGAUGACCAGUAUGAAUGAGGAAUUAAAUAGAAGAGGAGAAACCAUAUCCUCUCUAAAAGAAGUGGUAUCGAUGUACGAGAAGAAGGUGAUUGAACUAAACAAUCAGCAGGACUGUAGCUUGAACACUAUAAAACAGCUGAGAGAGGAGCUGACAGACCGAACACAGCACCUUCAUGAUCUCAGCAAUCAACAAGAGGCUAACAGCAACAUUAUCUGCCAGUUAAGGGAAGAGUUAUCAAAUACAUCGCAGCGUCUGCAGGAUUUGGACAACCAGCAAAAUGUGAGCAACAAUACUAUCAAGCAGUUGCGGGACGAACUGGCUGAUACUUCUCAACGACUGCAACAUGCAGAGGUGGAACUGGCUCGUACAAGAGAACACCAAGGUGAAGCAGACCACCUAAGCACUAGCACAGUCAGCAGAGUCGAGGAGUCUGGUAGGCUCAGGGAUGUAGAUGACAGUUUCGAAGAUAGAUAUUGUAAGCUAAAAGUAGUGGCGGCCAAACUAAAGAAGCGAGCGACAGAGACUCAGCAAAUGCUAGACAGUGAACGGCAGAAAUGGGCCACAGAGAGAAGUGAACUGGCAAACAAACUGAACCAACUGACAGCCUCAGCUCGGAACAAUCAGACUCUGCAGCAAGAGUGUGACAGAUUGGGUGAUGAACUUGAGACAGAGCGCAAAGAGUGCAAGAUGUUACGUAAGGCUGCUACCGAUGCCAAAACCAGCGAAGUCAAUCUCAAGGUCAAGUUAGAGGAAGCACAGACUAACAUUGAAAUUCUUAAAGUCAAUUUGGAUUCUGCUAUUAAAGAACGAGACAGUAUUAACCAGUCAUUGGCAAGUAAAGAAGCUGAAUUGGAAACUGUUAUUAAAGAGAAAAUAGCGGAGGAGUUGAUAAGAAAAGAAAAAGUGAAGGAAGUUACUGAACUUGAGGAGAGACUAAAAGAGGAAGAAGAGAAGCUGGCUGGAAUGAAAAAGGCGGUGGAGAGUGCAAAGACAGAGGCCAGGAAACAGAGUGUACUCUCAUUAGAGAUACAGAACUAUGAGAAAAGUUUAUCAGACAUGAGUGGGCAAUUGAACGCAGAGAGAGGGCGAGUGAGCAGUUUAGAAGCAGAGGUGCAGACUCUACAGGAUAUCCGGGACAGUCUGCAAGAGCAGAUCCGGUUGUUGGAGGAGAGAGUGGCCACUGAGGAGGUCCGCAGUCAGCAAGCUUAUGAUGAGGUAGUCCAGACCCGAGGCUGUCUGAUGCAGGCGGAGAGCCGAGUAGCUGAGUUGGAGGCCAGGGUGGGUCAGCUAACUGAGCGGCUAGAGAGUGAGCGAGCGAGCGCUGAGGCUGCUACUUUGGAGCUGGCAUCUCUAUCCUCUGCCGUCCAGACCAACACAGAUAUCAUGCUGCGGGAGAAACAGGAACUCUCACAGCAGGUAGCGAGUCUGAAUGGCCAAUUGGCGACUGUAAGCAGCACGUUAGAACAGACUGAGGAGGAGCUUGCAAGUGUGCGAGCAGACUUUGACAAGUAUAAAGUGCGGGCACAAAGUGUACUGCGUAAACAUCAGAGUGCGGGAAUGUCUCAGGCCGAAGCUGAUGCUAAGCAACAGGCUGAUGAUCUUCGUCAGCAGGCAGAUACAUUACGCAUCAAACUUAAUGAUUCUGUUGCACAUAUAGAGAAGCUAGAGAAUGAGCUUAAGGUAGCUAGUGGAGAGCGGGAAGUGGCAGAGACGAGAUGUGUCAACCUCAACAUUGCUCUGGCAGACAAGACGAAACAGUUGGAGCGAAUUGUUGCAGAACAUCGAUCCCAGAAGCUGAGUCUGGAGACUCUGGUCCAGUGCUACAAAAAUCAGUUGGAAGAAAAGGAUAAGGCGAGCCAAGAACAGGUAGUACGCUUUACUCAGGAGAUAGAGGGGCUAAGAAGACAGCUGAGAGAGCAACCAGAGCCAGUGGUGGUGGCAGCAGUGGCAUCAGCAGAGACAGAGGCUGUGACAGCUAGCAUCACCACCCGGACAGAGCCACCUCUGUUGGAGAGAGAGGAUGGAGAGGGUUCUGAAUACAUUCCGGAGUAUUCACCCAGCAACUCACCUGUACCAAGCACACCAAAACCACUGUUGCCCUUGGACAAACUGCUGGAGUCCAGUGACAACCCAAUUGAGUUCCCCGGGGAGAGAGAACAACUGGAGGGGGAGGUCAGUAAACUGCGGGCAGAGCUGGAGCGUAGCCACAAGAGAGCACAUCACCAAGCAGCACUACUGGCAGAGACUGAACAGGAUGCAGCCCGCAAAGAGCAACUCAUCGCUGUACUCAAGAAGGAGAUUGGUCGGUUAGAGAGAUGUAUCCAGCGGCAGCCUCACGCACAGAACACUGAGUACAUGAAAAAUAUUAUUUUCAAGUUUGUAACGCUGGAAACGGGUGAAGAUCGACUGCGGUUGGUACCAGUGAUAACUACUUUGUUACAACUCAGUCCAGAAGAGACCCAGAGACUUACGAUCAUUGCCAAAGGUCAAAGUCCAGAUUCAGCUGCUGGUUGGGGAAGCUAUUUCUCUUCAUGGAGAUAAGUUUCCUUGUUUGUAGCUGCUGUGCCUUACAGUAAGAGCUCCAAUAUAAUACAUUGUGAUAACUUAUUUACUUAGCUUGUAACGGAUCUGUAGUUCACCUGUACAGUCAUGUGUAUUGUUUCGCCAAUUAUUUUAUUGUUUAAAUCGAGUAAAUAAUAAAUUAUAAUUUAUUAAAAUCAAGUAUUGAGCUGUCUAAGUCAUUCAAAAUCAUUCUUAUCUGUUUUGAUGGUGUUAAAUAGAAAUAUGUAGUUGUAUUAAAUGAGAAAUAUGCGAAAGUUAUAUUUAAACUAGCCACUGUUUUAUUUCCUUAUUAUCCAUCUGUAAAUAAUAAUUACAAUAGAACUUUUAAUCUUAAAAUAUUAUAGUUUUUAGGGUUUUAACAAAUAAUGUAAAUGUUAUUAAAGCAAUACUUAUAUGUAGAGUG